AUGUCAUCUGCGUUACCUCUACCACGAUUGAUGAACGAUACAGCUCACACAGAUUCCCACGAAUCGCAGAUAUCAUAUUCCAAAGACGAUUCAUCUGCGAAUGACAGUAUAUAUAGGCAUCGAUGGCAGAGAUCUGAUAUAGAAAAUGGGUAUGCGGAUGCCAAUGGACGUGGGAAUAUAAAUACCAACAACAAUUCAGACAAUAGAGGUUCUGCGGGAUCAGAGUCUUUGGUUGUGAAGGAUGAUCAUGGAGUAGGAGAAGUGGACCAACAGCCAGACACCAGGGAGAAAGCAGCUGCCAAAUGUAGGAACGAUCCUUGUAACAAUGUGCCAAUAUGGCAUUCCCAAGACCGGAGUGUGGUUCCAAACUACCAUGCAUUUCGUUUCAGUAGGACCCAGAAUUCAUUUGUAUUCCCAAAUACCGCACUAGCUACAGCGACUAUACAAAUAGGAAAAGCAUUUGGUUCAAAUGUCAUUCGUAUUAUUGGGACCGUGAUUUCCGUCAUACUGGUUGUUGUUUGGCUGGGGGUUCUUUCUAUGAUAAUCAGAGCCUUGUUCUUGAAACGACUUCUUAUGCCAGAUCAACUUGAUGGAGCUGCUUCUCAAAGGAAGAAGUGGAUGACGAAAUUUAAAAAGGUCAAGGAAAGAAAGUAA
Messenger RNA from Sclerotinia sclerotiorum 1980 UF-70, 654 nucleotides. RefSeq lists its product as hypothetical. Bases 1 to 654 code for a protein of 217 amino acids. Gene Ontology annotation, cellular component: membrane. The record is from RefSeq and is a predicted model, not a curated record. Gene Ontology annotation, molecular function: malate transmembrane transporter activity. The transcript has 4 exons. Gene Ontology annotation, biological process: malate transmembrane transport. NCBI's taxonomy places the organism in Eukaryota, Fungi, Ascomycota, Leotiomycetes, Helotiales, Sclerotiniaceae.